AUGCAAAAACUCGGGUUUGGUUUAACAAGAUCUGGUGUUAAUCAUUGCGUAAUGGAAAUUAUGCGACUAAAUAAACGACCACAUCCUUUUGGAGAAAAUGGACCAGGUCAGGACUGGUGGGCACGAUUCAUGAGGGACCAUCCUGAGUUAUCCUUUCGUAUCACUCAGGAAUUAUCAGAAGCACGUGCACAGAAGGCAAAUGCAACAGUUGUUAAGGAUCGCUUUGAAAAACUUCACCAAAUUAUUCAUGAAUUCUCUUUAACUGCAGCACAGAUCUGGAAUAUGGAUGAAACCGGAUUUGUCAUAAUACCUAAAUUAGAAAAAGUCGUCGCUCGAAAAGGUGCACGUCAAGUACAUAAGAUCGCACAUGGAAAUUCACAUGAGCAUAUUUCAGUAGUCCCAACAAUCUCAGCCGCUGGGUCUUAUAUUCCACCUCUGAUUAUUUAUAAAGGGGUUCGCACAAUUCCCGGUCUAUUAGAAAGUGCACCUCCAGGAACGGUAAUGGGUUUUACAAAUACGGGUUACAUGCGCGAAGAAUUAUUCCGAAUGUAUCUUCGCCACUUCAUUAAUUCGAUCCCACCAAGUCGUCCAGUUUUAUUAAUGCUUGAUGGUCAUAAAAGUCACAUUAGCUAUACAAUUGUUGACUAUUGCCGUAACAACGGCAUCCUUCUCUAUGCACUUCCACCACACACGACCCAUGUUUUGCAACCAUCUGAAAUUCUAUUUGCGAAGUUGAAAAAAGAAUAUGGUAAAGCAUGUGAAAAAUAUAGUAAUGAUAAUAAUGGUAUGAUAGUAACAAAACGUACCUUUGCCAAAGUCUUUGGUCCUGCUUUUAUUAAAACAUACACACCCCUAGCAAUUUGCAACGCUUACAAAGCCACAGGAAUAUGGCCAUUAAAUCCUAAUGCUAUUAGUCCUGAACGUUUAGACCCUUCGUUAAUGACUGAACAAAUUAAUACUUUAUCAUCAUCCAUUCAGCCAUCCAAAUUGUCACCUUCAACAUCCCAAUUACUAACAGAUUUGAAUCAUACUCAUAUUGAUUCCCAUUCUACUCGGUUAAAUAAACUAAGGGAUGAAAAUAGAAAGCUUAAGAAUGAGAAUGAUUCAUUAAAGUCACAGAUUAUAGCAGUAAAGGAGGAGCUGGAUACUUACAAAAGUCCGGGUACGUGUACCCUACGAUCAGCCCUUAAGUAUCCUGUGAGUCGUAGUUCACACACUAGAAAUUUAGUGAGUUCUGAAAACAACACCGAUUCAGAACCACUUCCACCGCCAAAAAGAAGAAAGACACUUCCAUUUGCUCGGCUUCUUACAAACGAAGAGA
Paraglomus occultum is the source of this 1321-nucleotide messenger RNA. Lineage: Eukaryota; Fungi; Glomeromycota; Glomeromycetes; Paraglomerales; Paraglomeraceae. The record is from the annotation of a GenBank genome assembly.